This is a messenger RNA of Abrus precatorius (Indian licorice), 666 nucleotides long. Its product is annotated as agamous-like MADS-box protein AGL62. Lineage: Eukaryota; Viridiplantae; Streptophyta; Magnoliopsida; Fabales; Fabaceae. The coding region runs from base 1 to 666 and encodes 221 amino acids. The transcript has a single exon. Gene Ontology annotation, molecular function: RNA polymerase II cis-regulatory region sequence-specific DNA binding; protein dimerization activity; DNA-binding transcription factor activity, RNA polymerase II-specific. The record is from RefSeq and is a predicted model, not a curated record. Gene Ontology annotation, biological process: positive regulation of transcription by RNA polymerase II.
AUGUCGAAGAAUAAGAAGUCUAGCUUAGGUCGCCAAAAGAUCCCAAUUGAGAAAAUACCCAAAAAAAGUCAUUUGCAAGUUACAUUUUCUAAACGUCGUUCAGGACUCUUUAAGAAAGCUAGCGAACUUUGCACCCUUUGUGGGGUAGAGAUUGCAAUUGUAGUUUUCUCUCCAGCUGAUAAGGCAUUCUCUUUUGGCCAUCCAGAAGUUGAGUCCCUCAUCGACCGUUACAUGACACGAAACCCUCCACAAGAGUCUAGUGCUCACCAACUUGUUGAGGCGCAUCGAAAUGCUAAUGUUCGUGAUCUCAACAUGCAAUUGACUCAGCUUUUUAACCAUUUGGAGAUUGAAAAGAAGCGAGGGGAAGAGCUUGAUCAUGUGAGGAAAGCUAGACAGAGACAGUUUUGGUGGGAGAGUCCUAUUGAUGAGCUUGGAUUGCAUGAAUUGCUACAGGUGAAGGCUUCAAUUGAGGAGCUCAAGAAAAAUAUAGAAAAACAUGCUACCAAAUUCAUGAUGGACCAAUCUAAUAUAUCACCUUCACCAAUUGUUGGGGCUAAUGGACUUGCACAUUAUGAUGCCUUUGAGAACAAAUCUGGUGGUGGGAUUAAUAUUGCUUCAACACUUCCUAAUGCUCAUUAUCUCGGUUUUCGGAAUGGGUAUCUCUGA